CCGAACCUCAGUGGCGAGAGCUAGACGGCAGCCCCUCCAGGCGUUUCCAGAGCCUCGGGCUCCGGGUUUAGCACACCAGCUCAAGUCCUGCAGGGGGAAAAGCAGAGGAGAGUCCCUAGAGGUCUUGGCUUGAGCCUUGGAAGGAACCGGAAAUGACCCUGACCUUUGGCCUUCCCUCAGAGCCCAGCAAGAUGGCAGCCGCGAACGACGGGGAGGCGAGGGUCAGCCAACGGCCUUCCAUCGCCAUUGGCGCGGGCAACGGGCGGGUGAAGGGCAGGCGGCGGGCAUGGUUGCUGUCGGGGGUGGUGAGCGCCAACGUCCUGAUCCUGGGGUGCGCCCUGGUGAGCGGAAGUGCCUUCAGCGAUGUGAACGUCUCCCCCGCCGAGGUGCAGAUCUUCCUCACCAUCCUCCUCCUCCUCACCAUAGCCUGGAUGUUGUUCUACACGGCCUACACAGCUCACAGGGACGGUGCCGUGCUCUACAAGGACGGCCACGCCGGACCCAUCUGGCUCAGAGGGGGGCUGGUUUUGUUUGGGAUAUUCAGCCUGAUCAUGGAUGUCUUCAAAAUCGCCAACUACACGGGUUACACGCACUGCGAUUCAGCCGUGAAGAUCGUUUAUCCUGCCGUGCAAGCUGUCUUCAUACUCGUGCAGACCUAUUUUUUGUGGUUCCAUGCCAAAGACUGUGUUCAGGUCCAAAAGAACGUAACAUGCUGUGGCCUCAUGCUGUUGCUGUCUACAAAUCUGAUGAUCUGGAUGGCCUCGGUCACAGAGGAAUCCCUGCAUCAGACCGACAUACCGGACAACAGCACUGCAAGAGCUCUGGAGGACAACGACUGCCACUGUAGCCACUCGGCCUGUGAGAUUUUCGAGGAGGCCUACCAGUACCUGUACCCCUUCAACAUCGAGUACAGCCUCUUCGCCUCCGCCAUGGCCUACAUCAUGUGGAAGAACGUGGGCCGGCUGGUGGACGAGCACGCCCACCACCACCACCCGCACCCCAGGUUCCGCUUCCAGGGCGUGCUGCUGGGCCCCACGGCCGGGCUGGUGAUGCUGGUGGCGGGCCUGGCCACCUUCGUGGUGUACGAGGUGGACGUGAAGUCCAGCCACCCGGUCACCAAGUGGGCGGCGCUGGACAUGCACUACACCAUGAACACCGCGGCCGCCUGCCUCAUGUCCGCCAGCAGCCUGGGCGGCCUGGCGGUCUACUGGCUGGACAAGAGGGGCCACGUUUCGGGGAAGAACCCCACGCGGCUCCUGGACGUGGCGCUGCUGCUGGGCGCCUCCCUGGGCCAGAUGGUCAUCUGCUACUUCACCGCGGUCGCCGUGGUGGCCACCGGGAUUGCCGGGGAGACGGACGCGCUCAACCUGGCCUGCUCGCUGCUGACCCUGGCGCAGCUGUGCCUGCAGAACCUCUUCAUCAUCGAGGGGCUCCACCGGCAGCCGUUCGACGAGGCUCCCGCUCCCGCCGUGUUCGCCAACGCCCAGGCCCACGCCCUCGAAGGGACCCUCCCCCCGGCUGGCAUCGCCGUCAUCGAGACGAAAUCCCACUCGGUCGCCAUGCCCGAGCCCACGACUCAGCCUGGCCUGAGCCGGAGCUGGAAGAGAUGGGCUCUCAAGGAGAUAUGCGCCUUCCUGUUGCUCGGCAACAUCAUUCUCUGGAUAAUGCCCGCGUUUGGUGCACGCCCCCAGUUCGACAACCCGAUUGGUCUGGAAUUCUACAAGUCCACCAUGUGGGUGCCCAUCGUGAACAUCGCCUUACCCUUCGCCAUUUUCUACCGCAUGCAUUCAGUGGCCAGUCUGUUUGAGGUCUUUCUGAUCUCAUAA
Messenger RNA from Anguilla anguilla (European eel), 1826 nucleotides. It is a transcript of the gene otop2, whose product is annotated as otopetrin 2. Gene Ontology annotation, cellular component: membrane. Gene Ontology annotation, molecular function: proton channel activity. Lineage: Eukaryota; Metazoa; Chordata; Actinopteri; Anguilliformes; Anguillidae. The record is from RefSeq and is a predicted model, not a curated record. Gene Ontology annotation, biological process: proton transmembrane transport. The transcript is spliced from 6 exons. The coding region runs from base 153 to 1826 and encodes 557 amino acids.